UCGGGGGGCGAUCUUGUGAGCGGCGAUGGCGAUGAGACGAGAUGCAUGGGUGGACGCGGCUUCACAAUGCCAGACUGCGGUGGCCAGAGUUGGAGCGUAUGGUGCUGAGAUAACGUCGCCCGCUCUUCCAUUCCUUGCCCAGACUGGAGCCGCCGGUGCUGUCUUCCUCGCCGGCCUCGUAGGCUUUCAGUAUGCAGGUUAUGUGUGCGGCAUUUCCUGUGUGACACCAGCCUUGGGCCCUAUGUUUGGGUGCGCAGCAGUUGGUGUUUCCUCGGUUGCUGCAGGUCAGGCAGCAGCAGCCAUGCAUCGGCUGAUUGAAGUCGGGGACCUUUGGCCAAAUAACAGCUUUGGAGCGACGCAGAGAGAAGAAAUACUGCUGCAUGCCCUAAUGGGCAUCGCAGGUUUUAAGGCCCUUGGGGGUUCUUUCCGGAAUGUCAUGCCCAGUAAUCUCGGCUACCCUGGCGCGCUGGCAAGGUUCUCUAUUCCAGCAAAGGGUGAAGGUUAUGCGGUGGAGGCGGAGAGAGCAGUCAUCAGGAGGAUGUUCAAGCAGUUUGGGUGCCAUCACUGUGGAAGGCGCUCUGGCGGGUGCAUUGCGGACCAUAUGCCUCCAAACAAGCAGAUGAUUGUUAUGCGGUCUAGAUUGUCAAUUGGCGCCUUGGGUCUUGGCCUCUUGAGAUUGUUUUUCCCAGCAAAAGGGCAAUUGAAAACAAGAGCAAAGGAUGGGGUGACAUUCAAAGGCAGCAGCAGCAACCCUGGUCAGACCAGGGGCUCGACGAAUGCCAUUCUGAGCGAUGCAGCCAGAGCCAUAGGGUUGGGAACAAAGAGUGGAAAAGCUGGUUCAGUGAGGAGAUACGAUGGCGAUGCGGCGCGGGCUUCACGGUUUCAAGUUUUUCAGCGAUUUUACCCCCAGUGCGAGAGCUGCUCCCAGAGGCAGAGUUCGGCAAUGAAGCAAGAGCGCCAUGUCUUGGUCAUGCAUUUCAAACGAGGUCGCCCAGAGGUAAGCACGUGGCUCGAUCCCAUGAGCUCUAUUCCCUGUAGCAUGUGCACCCUACCUGCUGUCAUUGUCCUGUGGCACGUACUUCCACCACAGACUUGCAUGCGUGUCUCUGUCCUAUGGGAAGAUGGCUCUUCGGGAAUGAACAAUCAUGACACAUUAAUGGCGAACCAUCUGUUGAAAAGGCCAGAGGUAGGAUACUUGUCAUUCUAUCUUGGAAGGCAUCCAAGCUAGAAAUGAGACCAUCGAGUUGCCGCAUGGACUAUGCAUGACAUCAGAUUCG
Messenger RNA from Chara braunii, 1277 nucleotides. NCBI's taxonomy places the organism in Eukaryota, Viridiplantae, Streptophyta, Charophyceae, Charales, Characeae. The record is from the annotation of a GenBank genome assembly.